CUGGUAGCGGCGUCCUCCAGGCACGGCUCGCCAGCGCCCCCCUCUCUUCCCUCCCCGUCUCCUUCUCCAUCCUCAGGUCCAAGAUGGCGGCGGUGGCGGCUCCUACGGCUCCAUCUCCGCCUCCCCCGCCCCCGUCGGGCCCGUGCUGCCCCGGCUCGUGGCCGAACUUCGCCGUGGUCUGCUCCUUCCUGGAGCGCUACGGGGCGCUGCUGGACCUGCCCGAGCUGCCCUUCCCCGAGCUGGAGCGCGUCCUGCAGCCGCCGCAGGAGCCCGGGGACCAGGUUCCAAAAGAGUUGGUAGAACUUCACUUGAAACUGAUGAGGAAGAUUGGGAAGUCUGUCACAGCAGACAGAUGGGAAAAAUACUUGAUCAAGAUAUGCCAAGAGUUCAACAGUACUUGGGCAUGGGAGAUGGAGAAGAAAGGAUACCUGGAAACGAGUGUUGAAUGCAAAUUGGGAAUUCUGAAGUACCUCUGUGAGUGUCAGUUUGAUGACAAUCUAAAAUUUAAGAAUAUCAUUAAUGAAGAGGAUGCUGAUGCUAUGCGUCUCCAGCCAAUUGGUCGAGACAAGGAUGGUCUAAUGUAUUGGUAUCAGCUGGAUCAAGAACAUAAUGUGAGAAUGUAUGUAGAAGAACAGGAUGACCAGGAUGGGUCUUCUUGGAAAUGCAUCGUCAGAAACAGAAAUGAGCUAGCUGAGACGCUUGAGCUUUUGAAAGCACAAAUCGAUCCUGCACUGUUGAAAAAGAACAACCAGCAGGACAGCUCAUCACAUGAAAGCCCUAGCAUAGAAGAUGAAGAUAGCAAAAAGGAGGAAGAAAUAUCUCCACCAGGGAAUGAAUUAAAAAUAAAAGAAGAAAAGGAGAACAUGGAGGAACAGUCAAAGGAAUUGGAAAGCCUUCCUCCACCUACAGUUCCAGCAGAUGAAAACACGAUGAAAGUGGAGAAAGUGGAAGAAAAGGAAAUUAUGAAACUGCCUGUCAUAGUAAAGCUAGAGAAACCUUCAGAAAACAAUGAGGAAAAGCAGAUUACCAAAGAAGAAAAUGAUUCCUUUAAAGAAAAUGUCAAGCCUGUUAAAGCAGAAGUGAAGGAAAAUAAAGUAGAACCAAAAGAUUUAAAAGAAGUAAAAAGCAGCACAGAUAAAAUAACAGUUCAUGAGCCUGAGAGAUUUGAGUUUUGUGUCAAUGUCAAAACCCCUCAAGAAGUUGUGGAGAAAUCUGCAGAAGAAAGUGAGAAACUUAAAAAUGACCAGCAGGCAAAGAUACCACUGAAAAAGCGAGAGAUCAAGCUGACAGAUGACUAUGACAGUCCAAUAAAGGGGUCCUUGUGUAAAUGUGUUACUCCAACAAAGGAUGUCUUGAAAGAGGAAGGAAAAUCAGAGGAGGAGGGUUUUAGACGAGUCCCUACAAUCACUGCUUUAUGUCCUGAUGGGAAAUUGCUAGUAAAUGGAGAGGUUAGCAGUGAAAAAGUCGCCCAAAAUGUCACCCAAAAUAAUAAGUCAGAACAUUCCAUUAGCACAAAGGAAGACAGCAGCAGCUCAUCAAAGGAGAAAAAUUGCAUCAGUGGGGGGAAAAUAUCAGACUCUUUAAACUCUGUUAGCAAAAUUGUGAAAACAUGUGAAGAUAAUGUGCCUACAGACAAAGAGGUAGCUGCUAUGGUCUCUGAGAUCUCCAAUCAGAAAGUGCCUUUAAAGGAGGAAUCUAGUCCUAUGGAAAAAGAGUCCCUCGACAGUAUGACUUCUGAGGUGGCAAUGGAGGACUCUUGGAAAGCAGGAUAUUGCCCCAAGAAACCUGAAGAUAAAUUAGCUUUGAAAACUAGGAAGGACAGACGACCACCACUCAAAGAAUGUUUAGAAAAGCUGGAAAAGUCCAUGAAGACAUCCACUCCUAAGGAGCCUCCCAAGCUUGAGCUAACGGAUGAAGAGGGUUUGAAAAGCAAAAAUGAACUGGAGAAGAAAUCUGACUCUCCAAAAGCAGCUGAAACUCCUCCAUCGUCUAUUCCUCCUGUUCCUUCCGAGAAAUCUGCUUUAGAAAAAGAGGGCUCAGAUUCCAAAAACAUGCUUCCCGAUGAAAGCAAAGUUCAGGAAGGAUCAGAUUCAGAAAAACAAAAGGAGGAAUUUGAAGCAACCCAGACAGAACCAGAUAAACAAGAUAAAGCCCAAACCUCUAAUAUAGAGGAAUCUUCAGAGUCUAAAAAGGAAUCUGCAGUACACAAAAGCAAAUUUAAAUAUAAACUGGUUUCUGAAGAGAACAUCUGUGUAACAGAUAACAAGGAAAUAACCUCCGAGAGGCAGAAGGAAGGGAUCAAGUUAACCAUCAGGAUCUCCAGUAGAAAGAAAAAGCCUGAUCCACCUCCAAAGACUCAGGACGCCGAGAAGAAGGAAGAGGAGGAAGUCAAUGUUGGUCGCACUUUAAGGAGGUCUCCAAGAAUAUCUAAACCUACUCCAAAAGUGGUGGAGACUCGGGAUCAGAAAACUGACAAAAAACGAAGUGAGGAAGAAGAGGAGAAACUGGCAGUGCUGCAAAAGCAAGACCGAAGAGAGGAUGUGAAAAAGCAAGAGAAGGAGUCCAAUUCUAAAGUCACACAGAGAAGCAAAGUGCGGUGGACAGGUACUCGAACACGUGGCAGGUGGAGAUAUUCAAGUAAUGAAGACAGCGAGGAAUCUGAGUCCGAAGAAAACUCUGAGGAGGAAUCUGCGAGGGAAGAGGAAGAAGAGGAACCUGCACCUGCUGAUGAUGAUGAACCAUGCAAGAAGUGUGGCCUUCCCAAUCACCCUGAGCUAAUUCUGUUGUGUGACUCUUGUGACAGUGGAUACCACACAGCCUGCCUUCGACCCCCAUUGAUGAUAAUCCCAGAUGGAGAGUGGUUCUGCCCACCUUGCCAACAUAAAUUACUCUGUGAGAAGUUAGAAGAACAAUUGCAAGAUCUGGAUGUUGUCUUGAAAAAGAAGGAGCGGGCAGAGCGAAGGAAAGAGCGAUUGGUGUAUGUGGGUAUCAGUAUUGAGAACAUCAUCCCACCACAAGAGCCAGAAAUACCAGAAAGUCAGGAAGAAAAGAAGAAAGAUUCCAAAAAGUCAAAAUCAAAACGGCUUGAAAGGAGGUCUACUAGAACACGGAAAUGCAUAAGUUACAGAUUUGAUGAGUUUGAUGAGGCAAUUGAUGAAGCAAUAGAAGAUGAUAUCAAGGAGGCCGAUGGAGGAGGUGGUGGCAGAGGCAAAGACAUGUCUAAUAUCACAGGUCACCGGGGAAAAGACAUUUCCACCAUCCUAGAGGAAGAAAGAAAAGAAAAUAAGCGGCCACAAAGGGCGGCUGCAGCACGUCGCAAGAAGCGACGGCGACUGAACGACCUCGAUAGUGAUAGUAACCUGGAUGAGGAAGAGAGUGAGGAUGAGUUCAGGAUCAGCGAUGGAUCUCAGGAUGAGUUUGUUGUAUCAGAGGAAAACCCAGAUGAAAGUGAAGAUGAUCAGCUGUCAAAUGAAGACAGUGAUACAGAGUUCUGUGCCCGUAGACCCAGGCGACACCACUCCAGGCCAAUGAGACAAAGCAGGCGGUUACGAAGAAAAACAGUCAAGAAAAAAUAUUCAGAGGAUGAUGAAGAGGAAGAUUCUGAGGACAAUUUAAGUAGGGAGUCUGAAAGUGGUGAUUACACAGAUUACAGUGAUGAUGAUUACCUGGAAACUAGGCGGAGAAGAUCAAGGCGGAAUCAGAAGAGACAAGUUAACUAUAAGGAGGAUUCAGAAAGCGAUGGCUCACAGAAAAGUGUUCGCUACGGAAAGGAGUUAAGACGACUUCAUAAACGCAGGCUUCCCAGUUCAGACAGUGAAGAGAGCUACAUGUCCAAGAACUCUGAAGAUGAUGAACCAGCAAAGGAAUCAAAGCAGUCUAUUCGAAAACGUAGCCGAAGUACAGACGAAUACUCAGAAGAAGAGGAGGAGGAUGGGGACGAACCAGAGGAGGGGGGGAGACCUGUCCGCAAACGGCUGAAUCGAAUUGAAACAGAUGAUGAAGAUAACUGCGACAAUGCGAACAAAGAUGCAGAAAAGCCUGCACCUGCAAAUAAGCCAUCAGCACCUCAUGCUCCUCAUGACAGCACCAAGAAGCCCUGCUACCGGAUAGAAAGUGAUGAUGAAGAUGACUUUGAUAAUGUAGGGAAAGUAGAAAGCCCGUUGGACUACAGCCUAGUGGACUUGCCUUCCACCAAUGGACAGAGCCCAGGUAAAACUAUUGAAACCUUGAUUGGCAAACCAAGUGAGAAGACUCAAGCCCCCAAGGACAGCACAGCCAAUGCCAACCUGGCACCCAAUGGGACGGGGGGUGGUCAGGAGGUAGUAGGGCCAGAGGAAGAGGAGGAUGAACUUUUGAGAGUGACUGACCUUGUUGAUUACGUCUGUAACAGUGAACAGUUAUAAGACUUUCUUCCAUUUUUGUGCUAAUUUAUUCCACGGUAGCUCAUACCAGCGGGCCAGUUAUUAAAAGCUGUUUUAUUUUUCCUAGAAGACUCUCCACUACAGUAUCACUUUUUAGAAGCAAGAAUUUCACCAGUUCUGCAGUCUUUCUGUGAAGUGACCAGUUUUGAACUUUGAAGAUAAAUUGCUGUAAAUUCCCUCUUAAUUUUUUUUCUCUCCUUCCAAGUCCAUGGUCCUGGGUAAUUUCAUUCACAAAAACCUUAUAACAACAAGAGAUUUGUAUAUUUUUGACUUUAUAUUUCCUGAAAGCAUACAAAUUUGUUGAAACAUGUGGCCUAUGAAAGCAUUCCAAAUCGGUCAGGGCCCAAAACGUAACUGGGGCAGGGGGCAGCGGGAGGCGGGAAUGGGGGCGUGUGUGCAGAAGCACUUGUGCUUUAGCUUUUUCAUAUGAGAUAUAUAUUAUAUUUAAAUGUUCACAACUUAGAUUACAAUUUAACAGACAGUUUAAAAAUUAAUGUCUCUACUGUUGCAUUUUGUGAGUUGUAGGUUAACAUACAUAGCUCAUUUUAGUAACCACCUUCAUGAAAGCAGCUUGAUUUAAGAUUGGAGAUAACCACAGUAAAUAAAGAGGCCAAGAAAAUACAAUAAACAAGAACUCUAGUAUCCAUUUUGACUUGCAGAGUUUCCUGAUAAACAUCCUUUAAAGUGUUUGUACAGUAAAGUGUACUGUAAUGAAGUUUUGACGGUCAAAACAUGCUAGCAAUGAAUUUAUAAAACAGUUUUUCCAUACAUUUUUCAUCAGAUGGCCUUUAAUGUACAGUAUCUGGUGGGAGGGAAUCUGUGUGAAGUUAGUUUGUAAAUGGAAUGAUACCAUGUGAGUGCUGUAAACUUUUCACAGAUGCCAGAACCGCUGUAUAAAGUAACUGCCUGGCCGUUUUGAGUUUUAAAUCAUCUAUCAGAGUAUUUUGAAAGGAAUACGUUUGUACAUACUGCAUUGACCACAGGAUUACAGCACAUCUGAUGAUGGAGGGAUUUUCAAACAAACCUUGACUGGUCCAUUCAUGCCCCUAAUAUCUACUUCAAAUUGAAGUAAACAAAUGGAGCAGUUUUCCUUUUGAAGGUUUUCUGUUUUGGAUUUGUGUGUUUCUGUUUUGAUUUACUUAUCUGCCUGGAUGUACUAGCAGGUUUUGAAUGUAGUGUUGGCCUUUGGCCAUUAGAAUUUUCUUAAAAUACAUUUUAAUAGUUGUCACGUGACCAACUGAUUUCAAGAAGGCAGUAUUUCUGUGAGAAAAUGCUUGACUCCAAGACAAUAUCUCAUCACUUUGAGUGGCAUGUACAUUAGCUCAAGUGUACAGAUUUUUUUUAACAGUUUAUUUGGCACAUAAUAGACAGUGAAGCUGAAGUUUGUUUUGGAUAGCACUCAGUUUUCUCUUCGCUCUUAAUUAAGAUGUAGGCUGUAAAGUUUAUACUUGUUGUAGCCCACAGCUAAAACAUAGCUGCCAAAUGUUGAAAUCUGAUAAGGUCACAUCUGUUAAACCUUUUGCGCUGAGAUUUGGAUUCCUCCUCCCUCCCCCUCCUCCGGUGUUAUGUCCAUUGCCGGCAAUGGAUGCACCAAAUUUGCUGCUGGCACCAAGGAGUGAAUUCUCCUUCCUACCCCACCCAAACCUCCUCAAUGUCGUAUUGACUAGUCAGUCAGUAGUUAAGCACUUCUGUUUCAUUGUAAUAAAACUGGCAUUAGGCCUUUACUAAAUACCUCUCUAGAAAACCUAGAUCCAAAAAUACCUACCUUCUAGCCUUGAAAGUCCUUGUUUUUGUUUUUCCCCUCUGUCCAUGUUAGUUCUGUAGAACCGACUGCAUUAACGUUAUUUCAUUGGGAUUCUAGCAGUUCAUAUAUCCUCAUAUAUAAAACUAAAACCAUCAAAGAUGCAAAAGGUUAGGACCCACUCAUCGUUUGCUAUGGUAAGCAAGGUUUGUGACUUAAGAAAAUGACAAUUCACUUUUUCUUUCCAAAUGAGUUUAUUCCCUUGGAAUUUUUAAACAAAUAAUUAUUUCCACCAUGUCAAUUUAUAGUUAACAGGUUUCAUUAACAGAUGUUUAAACAGGGUAGUGCGAAAAGCCACAGAAGUUAGAAAGUGUUCUUAAGAGCAUAUGUAGCAUUUUAAGCUACUAUACCAUAUAUGCUUUUUUUUUUUUGCGCUUAGGUGAUGCGACAGUGUAGUGCUGCUACAUUUCUAAUAUACUUGUAUUUAAAAUGAUGAAUGACAUGUGGCUCCCAUUUUUCAAUGUUAGUAACUGUGCAUUUUUAGUAUUUGCAGUGCAAACUGUCUAAUUCAUAUAUGCAAUACUCUGCGCAGCCACGACUUCUGUUUUGUUUAGGCAGUGCCAUAACCCUUUUGUUCUCUGACUUAGCCUUUUAGUAUCUGAUCAGUGCUGUAGCAAGCAUUCUUGCUGUAGCAUUAAUUCUAAAUUAUAGACAUAAGUGGGCAAUUAAUUUCAAUGUAAGAAAAAUACAAAAGAGUUGAAAGUAUUGGAUACACCAACCAGAGAAAAAAAUCAAAUAUUGUGUCUUAAUUGUGGGAAUGAUGUAAAAGCAGACAAUAUCAUAAAGUUCAGUCACAACACUGGAACGGAGGAUCCAGUCAUUUUUCAGGUACUGUCAGUUCCAUAAAUAUAUACAUGAUUUUGAUGCUGCUAUGGAGCUUUACUUCCUGUAUGUCAGUUUUGUAGAUUGACCUUCUAUCUGAUUAAGAAAAAGUCCUCUCUGGUGUUAAUGUCAUCCCAAAGAGCCCAAGCCUGAAACCCUUACACAGGCAAAGCUCCCUUUUAUAUCUGUGGGAAUCCAGACUGCAACAUUUGGCUCAAAGAGAGGGCUUACAUUUUCAACCCCAUCCCAAUCCCCAGUUUUGAAGAUUUUCUGCUUGCUGGGAAAUGUAUAGUAUCUUAUUUGGGAAAUGGCACUUCUUGAUAAGAGCACAAGUGACCCCUGGUCAGAUGGUAAGAAUAUUUUCAUUAGUCCACACUAUGGAAAUGUCUUCCAGUUGAUUUGGUGUCAUUCGCAGAUUGUGUUCUACUGUAAUCUUGGUAAGGAAUGAAGUGCAAUGUUUUUGGAUUAUGUUAAUAUCCACAAUGAAUACUAAUCUUCAGAUGUUGAUUAAGUUAAUUAGCAAAAGAUCAAGUUUUAGAAACACAACAGAGACUUGCUUUGGGUUAUUUUAACGGAAUAGUUCCAACUGGAAAAGAAUAAGCAGAUAUCAAUCCUAUAUGUAAGGAUUUGAUUGCACAAACAGCUACCCAUCAGGUUGUGACUAAAAGUUGCUAUAUUGCAGAUUUUUAAAUUGAACAUUGUUUAGUGCAGAACUGACUGGGAAGAAAGUUAAUUAAGUGCAGUUUAGGUUUUAAGCAGCACUGGAGAGGGGAGGAAGCUACAAAUUGAGGGAAUUAAAUGAGGGAUGGAACUUUCUGAUCAUUUCACGAGAAGAAUGAUAUUUGCUGGCUUGCAAACCACUUGUAUGAGCAUUGAUGUCAAAAGUGUACAGUAAAUUCACUUCACACUAAAUGGAUGUGAUGGAUUACAUUAACAAAGCCCGUAAUAGAGUAAGAACUUCACCAUGGCUGUUUUUGUUGUCUUUGAUUCUUCUAAAUGAGUGUAUUCCUGGUUUUAAAAAACAAAUGUAGACACAAUGUAUGUCUCUUUGUUUAAUUAUGAGUACAGGAAGAUCAAUGCUAAACAGUGAACUCUUUGAGCAUUUGAUAGUUGAUUCAGAGUUGUGCACAUUAAAUUACGUGAACCCAUUAACACAUCUUUUCUUUAUCUAAUGGCUUUUGCAUUUUAACUGCACUUGAGAAGACUAUUCUUCUGCAUCAAGGUGCCUCAGUUGCUCUUCUGCUAAUGGAGGCUGGACUGUAUUCCUUUUGCUUCUGUUUUGUCUUCACUGUGUCUGAACUCCUCAUGAAAGACUGACCUAUUCAGAGAACCUCAAGGCAACAUGUAUGUUCAUAAAAGAAAAAACCUUUGCAUGGCAGUCCAUUUGUUCUAAUUUAUCUUAGUAACUUUAUCAUUUGAACUAGGUGACUAUCCGAAUGCUGUAGUAGUUCAAUAAUUCUAAUAGUACACUGUCAGGGUGUCCGUUACAGACCUCUGUUUUCAGGCAUUUCUAAUUUGGCAUUGAAAGCUCUUCAGCGUGAAGGCUUGGCCCAACAGUCAUUUCUUUUUAAAUUUGCUUCCAAUCACAUACUUUCACAAACUACCUUUCUUAAAACUAAACAAGAUAAAGGCACCUGUUUUUAAAAUCUCCUCUGUAUACAGUAAUUAAAUAACAUUUUGCAGUCAUGCUAGUCCAAAAAUGGUCUGAUCAAGAUAUUUGUAUCAACUGGUUCAAAAUGGCAAAAAGUGAUUGUGGCACAUGUGCAGUGACUACUGUUCACAGGUUUGUAUUAUAGAUUUAAAUACACAAGAGGCAUCCUAUGUGCGUAUUUAUGUAAGAACACUUCCAGUCCAUUGGGAAAAUAAAACCUUUAAAAAAAUGUAUAUAAAUAUUAAAUCCUUCAAACAAAAACAAAUCUUUACUGGAAAAAAAUAUACUGAAUGGAGGGGGGGAGAAAGAAAGCAAUUCAUGUUAAGUAGUCCUGGUCUGCAAGUCCUGACACACAAGUGCAUCUAUGGAAGUCAUUAAGACUGCUUUUAGGAAUACAGGUUUGCAGGAUUAGGGCUGGAAUUCUUGACACAAUCUAGGAAAUCCUGGCUGCCAGUCUUGGCUUUUGUGUUUAACCCCUCACCUGAGUUAAGGGGUGGGAUGUUGCUUUUAAGUGUUUUGGAAGUCAGGAAAUAUGAAGUGAGCAGAGAGAGGCCUUAAUUUUUGUUGAACUAAUGUUUGCAAUAUGUAUUGACCUAAAUUUUCAAAAAUUAUUAAUGAUUCUGGAUGCCUCCAUUUUUGGGUGUCCAGUCGGAGACACGUUGAAGACGCCUGACUUUUCAGAAACUGCGAACACUCACUUACUGAAAAUAAGGCCACUUUGAGGUGUCUCCCAUUGGACAACAAAAAAUCAAGACACUGAAAAUCAUUAAUCUCUUUUUGAAAAUUAAGUCACUGACUAAGCUCUUAUUAUAGCAUCAGUAUAACUGCCUGUUUGAAUGACAGAACUCCAAUCAGCAAAAAACAAGGUUGCAUGGGUAGUGAAAUACCGUAUAUACUCAUUAUAAGCCGAAUAUUUUUGGUAAAAAAGUGACGCAUCAAAGAGCGGGGGUUGGCUUAUGAACGGGUCUACACCAAAAUUUGAUGAUUUUAAACUCUAUGGAAUCAUUGAAUUGAAUACCCAAUACAGGGAUUGGCAACCUUUGGCCUGCACCCCACCAGGGUAAGCACCUUGGCGGGCCAGGCCAGUUUGUCUGCUAGUGGGAGCUGCGAUUGGCCAAACCUGUGGAUGUGGCAGGUAAACAAAUUGGCCCGACCCACCAGGGUGCUUACCCUGGCGGGCUGCAGGCCAAAGGUUGCUGAUCUCUGAUCUAAUACAUUGUAGUUUUGUUUACCUGGAGCAUCUGCAGGCAUAGAGUCCCUCAGCUCCCUGUGGCCGCAGUUCGGUGUUCCCAGCCAAUGGGAGCUGUAAGAAGUGGCACAGGAAACAGCAAACUGUGCUGGGAAUGGCAAACUGCAGCCACAAGGAGCUGAGGGGCUCCAUGCCUGCAGACGCUCCAGGUAAACAAAAUGUCCCGGCCCGCCAGUGGCUUACCCUGAUGGGCCAGAAGCCAAAGUUUUCCAACCCCUGAAAUACAGGGUCGGCUUAUGAAAGGGUCAUACAGUUUUUGCUGUUUUUACCUAUCCAUUUUGGGGGGGGGGGGGGUCGGCUUAUAAAUCAAUGGGCUAAUGAAGGAGUAUAUACAGUAAUUGCCCAAAGCUUCAGAGUAAUUUAACUUAUUUGUACAUUCCAAAAAAUGUAUAUAGCUUAGAACAACACUUAAAUUAUGUACAGUUUCUGAAGGAAAGAGUAGAACAUUCUAAAGUAGAUAAUAGAUUUUUACAAUUGAGAGUAAAGGCUCCAGACACAAUUACAACUAUAAAAAGUCUGACAACCUGGGUUUUUAGAUAUCGCUCUGUAACUGCUUGCACCCGGUACCUGUUCUGAGCAGUAGAGACAAGGGAAAUGCAGGCAGAGGGGACACAUUGCUUAAUAUGGGUACUUGUGGCUGUAAAUAUUUCUCUGAUUGCUACAAAUAACCCCAAAGGUUACUAACUAGAGCUGAGAGAUCAGAGGGGGAAAAUGUUGCUCUUUUUUUUCCAGUUUGUUUACUAUGUGCAUUAGAUAGCACUUUGUGUAUAGUCAGCCUCACUGUUUCUCAGGGCUAGUAAGAAAUUGUUUCCUCCUGUCAUUUUGAGUGGAUCUUUCAAAUGGCAGUACGGGACAGGAAGAAAAAAUAGCAAAAUGUGAUUGCACACUCACAACCAUUUGCAGAAGGAGAUUCAGACAGGCAGAGUGUUGAAACAAUUUGUAAUUCACUCUUAAAAACUGACCAUUUCAAAUUGACUGUACCCUUUAAGACACUGAGGUUGACACCCUCUUGACCUCAUUCCUAUCCCCUUUGAGCAGCUGCAUAAAAAUCAGUGUAUGUUAGCAAAACUGGUUUCCUGCAACGGAUGAAUGAGUGCUAAAGGGUAAGUGUGGAUGCAGGGUUUUUUUGGAGCAAUACAUUAGAUAUUAUAACACUGUUUGGCUUUGGCACAAUCUGAUGGAGGCCACUCUGUAUGCUUAUCCCUCCUCUUAUGACCCAAACAGCUAUAGUGAUUUGUAAUAUUUAGCUUAGCCUGUUAGGAUGUAACAAGUUGUUGUAGCCAUGUUGAUCCCAGGAUAUGAGAGAGAAAUGGUGGGUGAGGUCAUAUCUUUUAUUGGACCAACUUCUGUUGGUGGAAGGUACAAGUGUUCAAACUACACAAAGCUCUUCAUUGGGUGUUUGAGCUAAAUACAGGUCGGGAUUUUUGUUUGUAGUUAGUUCCAACUUUUUAGCUCAGGCACUCUGCUUCCUCCAGACCUGAAGAAAAGCUCUGCAGAGCUUGAAAGCAUGUACCUUCCACCAAUAGAAGUUGGUCCAGUAAAAGAUAUUAUCUCACCUUGACACUCUCAGGACUUAACAAAUGACUCUACAGGAAAAAAAGUUGUUCUACUGAAAGCCGUAAUAGGCGUAGUACUGGCACACCAUUUAUUAGCUCGAUGACUUAAAGUUCUUAAUAGAUAUUAAACUGCUACUAAAGUUAAUGUGGUAGAAAAGGAAAUCAAAUCAUAAAUCUUUUGCUUUUAAUUUCAUACUCAUUACAUUGACUCUGAAAUCUUGUAUAGUGUCUUAUUCUUACAGUACAUUCAUUAAAGUGGUACUUCCCCCUAACUUGCAUUAAAAUUCUUUUAAAUGCCAAUGGUUGCUAAUUUCUUACUUGUUUCACGGCCCUCCUUUAUAAUACAUAGCCGCUAUCAUAUGCUAGUUGACUGAUUCAAAAAGUUUAAUAUCACUAUUUUAGUGUAUAAUGGCUGUCAAAUGGGCACGUUCUGUGUGUUUAUACCUGAUGUUCAUGUCUCUAUUCACUGUCCCAGUAAAUUUAAUACAGAUUGCUUGCUAGCAGAAUGGUUGUUCCAAUACUCUGUGAUGAUUAGAUCAAAACUCCCAAAUAUGGUCUCUUAAAUUUUAAGAUAUGCUUACAUGAAAUACAGUUUUUGUCUUACUUCUGUGUGCUGUUUAAAUGUUGGCAGAGAAACCUACAGUUCCUUAAAGUUUUUAUCUCAAAUUCACUGAUGGCCUCAUUUUUGUUUUAUCUUACUCUUAAGAGGUAACAUGGUAAAUUUCAGAAAGCUUAGCAGCUCUUUCUAGAGUUUAACCCUUGCUUUGCUUGAGUCCUGAACCUUGAUUUUUAAAUCUUUCUGUGAAAUCAUGGCUUGCUAUAUUUUGAGGGGAAAGGACUGCAGUGCACACACUGCAUGUGUUGUGUGUGUGGAGGGGGGAAAAUAUGUUGAAAAAACUGGAAGUGUAAUUCUUGUUGCACAUAACUAGGUUGGUGCUUUCACUGUUUUGUUUCCCACCAGUAAUUUCACCUGCAUGUAAAACAUGAUACAUUAAAAAAAUUUAAAACGAAAGUCAUGGUGGUCUCAGUGCUCAAAGGGGUUAACUGCAGUUUAAUAACAGCUGAUGUUUUUAGAUUUGCAGUACACAACUGUUUAAAUACUGUAUUCCUUGUAAAUGAAGUAAAAAAAAAAUGUUAAGGCUGGUGCCAAUAUUUUUGUUAAUGAAAUGUUCAUUGUUGUCUCUCACUACAGUCUGGUCAGAACUCUUUGUGUAUAAGCUGGGCCUGAAGCCAUUUUAUAGCUUGUAGGCCUAAUUGUGUAACUUUUUCUUUCAUAAUGUUUUUGUUAUAAUAUCUACUGUCAUUUCUUUCAUAUAAAUAUGACAUGUAAAUUGUCAUAAUAAAAAAAAUUAAAUAAC
Messenger RNA from Gopherus flavomarginatus (Mexican gopher tortoise), 12858 nucleotides. It is a transcript of the gene RSF1, whose product is annotated as remodeling and spacing factor 1. The coding region runs from base 84 to 4403 and encodes 1439 amino acids. Gene Ontology annotation, biological process: regulation of DNA-templated transcription. Gene Ontology annotation, cellular component: RSF complex. The transcript has 16 exons. Lineage: Eukaryota; Metazoa; Chordata; Testudines; Testudinidae. The record is from RefSeq and is a predicted model, not a curated record.